AUGAUCACAGGUGGGACAUCGGGCAUCGGAUUCGCUAUCGCCGAAAGAUUCCUACAGGAAGGGGCAUCCUCGAUUGUCCUGGUGGGAAGAUCUCAAACACGUCUCCGAGAAGCAGCCACCAGACUAACCUCCUUAACUGGUACAUCGGCUGGUCUUGAUGAAAGCAACGGCAUAGUUGCAACACGCGCCCCAGAGGAGGACAUCCAGCAAAGCACGCCAGAAAAGAUCCGUCUUCUUGUUGGAGAUGUUUCAGAAGCAGGAUCAUGGAUGCGGGAACUCGAGAAGGAAAUGGCAAAUGUAGACAUCCUAGUCAACGCAGCCGGAAUCUCCAUUUCAAACAUCUUGCCCAGGUCCGAGCUGGAGGAUAUCUCCAAGACAUUGCGCACAAACCUCGAAGGCGCAAUGAUCACCUCGCGAGCGUUAAUGCGCGCCUUGAUUCGCAACCGGAUCCGCAAUCGAAAUGAUCCAGCUGCCGGGAACAGACUUUCAAAGUGCAUUAUUAACGUUUCCUCGUUGCUAGCCAUCAAGGGUGGAACUGGUGCGGUCCCAUAUGCGGCCUCUAAGGCUGGUUUGUUGGGCUUGACUCGGUCUUUGGCUGUUGAGGCGUCGGCUUCAUUAAAGGAUAUUGUGAUUCGGUCGAAUGCGAUUGUGCCGGGUUAUAUUGAAACUCCCAUGAUUGCAGAUUUCACACCUGGAGAAAUGAGCAGGCUGAAGGAUCUCAUUCCUCUUCAUCGAUUUGGAGAUCCGCGCGAGAUUGCCGAUGCUGCUGUUUUCUUGGCGCAGAAUGAAUAUGCGAAUAAUUGUGUGCUUAAUAUCGAUGGUGGUUUGAGUGCUGUUUAG
Molecule: messenger RNA, 840 nt
Organism: Penicillium canescens
Lineage: Eukaryota; Fungi; Ascomycota; Eurotiomycetes; Eurotiales; Aspergillaceae
Product: SDR family NAD(P)-dependent oxidoreductase
Exons: 3
Coding region: 1-840 (279 amino acids)
Molecular function (GO): oxidoreductase activity, acting on the CH-OH group of donors, NAD or NADP as acceptor
Source: RefSeq, a predicted model, not a curated record